Messenger RNA from Penaeus indicus, 4163 nucleotides. Its product is annotated as protein deltex-like. The transcript has 15 exons. Gene Ontology annotation, biological process: Notch signaling pathway; protein ubiquitination. The record is from RefSeq and is a predicted model, not a curated record. The coding region runs from base 1 to 2364 and encodes 787 amino acids. Gene Ontology annotation, cellular component: nucleoplasm. Gene Ontology annotation, molecular function: ubiquitin protein ligase activity; zinc ion binding. Lineage: Eukaryota; Metazoa; Arthropoda; Malacostraca; Decapoda; Penaeidae.
AUGGAGGAAAUUGUGAAUGUGAGAAGGCAUUUUUACCCUCAAAGUUCACCUGCUGGUCAAGGGGCUGGAGCACAGACAGUGGACUUGAGUAAGGCAUUUCCAAUGUGUCCUUAUGUUAUAAACUUCUGCAAUCUAACCCAGGUCACUCUGCUGGGCAAGUGGCCUGUUUGGCAGUGGUCAGAGAUAAUAUUGGAGACUGGCAAUAUGUAUGACAUGUGUGUACAGUGUGUCAUAGAGGAGUCUUGGGGAUCUGGAGCACAGACAGUGGACUUGAGUAAGGCAUUUCCAAUGUGUCCUUAUGUUAUAAACUUCUGCAAUCUAACGCAGAGGAAUAGCCGUACAAAGUUCAUCCGGAGUAUCAGGCGGGUGCAGCAGGCAUCCUAUCCUGUAGGGAAACCUCAAGUGCCUCCAAAGCAGUCACGUCAAAUUCAAGGAGCAAGUUGUAGUACCAGCAAUGCUGCAAGUAACAACUGUGGCAGAGUUAAACCUGGAACAAGUACUGGAGCUGAUAGGCUAAGAAUGAGAGGGAAUCGUGGAGAUGAUGACUUUGCUACAGCAGAUGCUAAACCACGUAAUUUUUUGAACAAGAUGUUUGGCCGCGGAAAUAGUGGAAACAGUGGACCAAAUGGCACUACAAAAGGUGGCUCAUUAAGUCCAAAUAAUGACCAUAGUAAUGGUCGAAUUGGAAUGAAUGCAUGGAAUGGCAGUAAUAGUGCCAGUCCUCCAAAGCCCAUGCCUCGCACCACGCUAUCAUCACCUGUGGCUAGUAACCCUCCUGUGCCCAAACCCCGAACUAGUGUCCCUUAUUCUAAGCCAGUGCCACAUCAGCAUUAUCACCAGCAACAUGAAAAGCAGCACCUUCAGCACCAACAGCAUCAUGAACACCAUCACCAGCAACACCAGCAUCACCCUCAUCAUCACCUCCAUCAUCAGAAUCAACUCCAGAAACAACUCCUUCAGCAACACCAUCACCAACCCAUGCAACAGCGUCAUUGUCAACAGUAUCCAGAUGACAGAGAAGAUUGGGUUGAUGUGUCCAGGAUAUUGAGAAAUGAUUCUGGUGUUGGAAGAUUUGGCUCUAGCCACACCUUAGACUCUGACUGUAGCUCAAUGCAGAGUGGGAGACGUCCGAGUUUAGACACCAUAUCUACGUAUUUGUCUCAAGAUUCAUGUAAUGUGGAGGAUGAUGCCAGUCAUAUGACAAGGUUCCAUAAUCAGGAUGAAAGCAAAUUUGUACAGGACCUUAUACAAGUUGAUGGAGCUGAAGAGAACAUGGAUGAUGAUGUUUUUGAUGAAGAUAAGGAAGUGUGUGAGGUAAUGAAGGGUGGAGCUGGACAAAUAUCGCCUGCACUGUUGCAUUCAUCCUCACCCAUACAUUCCCAUCAUGUGCAUCAUCAACGCCAGAUGUCACACAGCCAGGUUCCAUCCCAGCAACAUUGCCAAUUCAUGCCCAUUGCAGCAGCUAAGAAUGGUUCUGAUUUGAACCUGCAACAAAAUGGUGUCAAGCGGAAGCGAACUGGAGAACGAGCCACUCCGGGUCACCCUCGGAUGGAUGAUGUUGAUGACAUAGAAAAUUGCCAGGACAUUCCCAUCUAUGCCAAUCACACCCAACGUCGACAUAGCCAUCAGAAAGCUCAGUAUGGGUCCAGAGCUCCAAUUGCUGCAGAGGAUCGGUUAUUGGUUCAGUAUACGCAGGCAGUAAACAUGCCUCCUGAUGAGACGUGCUCCAUCUGCAUGUGGAGCUUGCAAGAGUCCUCAGGUUAUUCUGAUGAUGAAAAUGAAGGUGCUGGUAAUGCAAUGCACUUAGGUGCAAUGAGAUACAGAGUUGCAAGUCUGAAUUUAUGUGGCCACUUGUUCCACCAAGCUUGUAUCAGAGAGAUGGCAAAAUCGUCGCCUCAUUUCCUGGAGUGUCCGAACUGUAAGACUCUGCAUGGAGAGAAGCUGGGAAAUCAGCCUGACGGUAAAAUGUCUGUUACAACUUUGCAGCGAUCUCUCCCCGGACACUCUGAUUGCAGUACAAUACAGAUUACUUACAGCAUCCAAAGUGGGAUACAAGGACCAGAGCAUCCUCAUCCGGGGCUACCUUAUACAGCAAUAGGCUUCCCUCGGGUAGCUUACCUCCCAAAUAAUGCAAAAGGAAAAAAGGUAUUAAGUCUCUUGAGAGAAGCUUGGCAGCGACGACUAAUCUUCACAGUAGGAACAUCGGUAACCACAGGCAUAACAGAUGCUGUCACCUGGAAUGAGAUUCACCACAAAACUGAGUGGAAUAACACGUCAGGGCAUGGGUAUCCGGACCCUAACUACCUGGACAACAUUCUCCUAGAACUGGCUGCACAUGGUGUUACUGAGACGACACUUGUUUGAAGGAGAGAGCUUGCAAGAGAAAGAACCACAUGCAAAGUUAACUAUAUCCUGAAAUGUACAGAGAAACACAGACACAAUGCAUGAGAUUGUAUAACUGCGUUUAGAAGAUAGUUGAUUUUAAGCUCCAAUUUUGAAGUAUAUGAAUAUAGAUUUUGCAUAUUUAACAAUAUAUUUUGGAUUAGUAAAGCAUGCAUCUAAAGUUUGGGUGAUAAUAUCUUGUUUAUUUAAAAAUCUUCUUUGGUCAUUAAAUCAAUGAAACUGUAAAUAUGAUUUUUUCCUGGCUUCAGUCUGUGAAGCAACUUUUUCAGUUCUAUCAAAAUCAUAUUUUCCAAAUUAGUUUUGUUAAGUACAAUAAAUGGUGCUGAUAGCAGUAUGUAUUAAGUGGUAAGAAUUUUUUCUGAAGUUGUAUGGUGAUAUCCUGAAAAUCUGUAUAAAUUUAGUGGCUAUUAUUCUAGGUGUCAGAUGAAAAUGACAAAAAACUAUCACACAGCUUGAAGCAGAGGUCUUCAUUUUAUGAAGAUGUAAGUAUGGAGAUAUGUAAUGAAUACUUGUUACGAGACACUUCCUAUGCAAACCAAAUACUUUGGGUAGAUUUUACAUAAUUGAUGUAAAAUCCCUGAACCCUAUGGUGUAUAGAAUUGAUUUAGAAGAUUUAUAACUUUUCAGCAUGAAUUACAUAAAUGCAUCCUUUUUAGAGAAAAAAAAUCAUCUUUCUGCCUUGACAGAAAACAAUUUGUUUUUCAUCAAAUAAAUGCCAUAUUUCUAUAUUACAGUAAUUUACAUAAAACAUUUUUGUGAUGACUCAUUUUGAUGGAAAAUAGGGACCCUUCUAGGAAAUACUUCUCUGGUUCUCUGUAGCAGCUAAAGGGCUAAUGCACCUCAUCAAAGCAUUCACCUAAUGCACCAAAAGUGUGGUUAGAAAGGGGCAAACAUAUAUGUUGAAUUAGUGCCUUGAGUGCAAAGAGUGUAUCUUAAAGAUUCACAUAUUUAUUUUUGAAUAAAAUUCUACUCUCAUUUGUUGUUCAAGAUAUUAGGUAAUGUUUUUGUUUUCAUCCUUUGUUCUAAACUGUUUAUAAAAGCAAAGUAAAAGGUAAUAGAUGUGUUAAAACUAAAUGCGAUUGCAAUUUAUAAAACACUUUGUUAGAUAUGAGAAAUUGCUUUAUACUGGAAUUAAAGGAAAUGUUGGGAUUAGGGUAAGAAAUGUUGAAUGAUACUGAAUGACAUAAUUUUAUAUAGGAGAAUUAUAAUGCCAAAUACUGGUUUGUUUCAGUAAUAAAUUUUAUACAUUUAUAUUGUUCUUUAAUAUUAAGUUCUGUUAUGGAGUAUAAUGCAAUGCAUGAUUAUUAUUGCUUAUAUGAAUGUGCAUAUAUAAUUGCUUUUAUUUUAAAGUGCACCAGUUUCUAUUGAGACAUAGAUGUGGUCCGUUUUAACUAGAGUGAAGUAUAAUAAUUUCAGGAUUUUUUCCAUGUUGAAACAGUUUUGAUGAAGCAUAUAUGGUCAUGUACAGUUAUGUAACUUGUUUGUAUCAAACAUUUUAUACAAUAUUUGAAUUGAAAGAAUUUCGUUGAUUUUGAAAACACAUUUCUUUAUGAAUCAGAAAGCAAUUGAUUCUUUCAUUGUAAGGGAUUAGUGAUGUUGCAGUGGAAGUUAAAUUCCCAGUUCAAUAUUGCAGUGUUUAGUUUUUUAUUAGAAUUACAUAUUUUCUACUGUUAAUUGGAUUAUCUACUUUUUACUUGAAUUACUGUGACUUUCUUUCUUGUUUUUUUUUUAAGUAUGAAAAUAUAUAUUUGUGAAGAUUC